UCUCUCUCUCUCUCCCCCAAUUAUUAUUAUUUUUCUUCGCUUUUAAAAGAAAAAUCUCUCCUUACGCCCAAAACAAAAAUCUACUGUAUAAAGAAAACCAAGAUUUCCUCGUUCUCCUCCCUUCUGACUUCUGAGCUCAAGCCUUUUCCUUCCAUGGCAACAAUCUACGUAGUGAUUAUUUAGCCUAUUGGUCCCGUACCCUUUAUGGAUCUUGGUGUUCGGUUUCAAGGGUCGGUGUCGGGCCAUGAAAACGGAGCUCCGACUCAGUCGGAACCUGGAUCUGGGUUUGCCAAGCAAGACAGAUCCGGGUUCGACGGCGAGGAUUAUUGGCGAAGCCCGAAGCUUGCGAGAACCGAAGACUUUUUGGGCUGCAAAACGUUGUCGUUUCAUCAGGGCGUUCCCCUCCUGAGAUCUACCUCGCUGGUUUCCUCUGAUCCCCGCCGGCAAGAGCACAUGCUCAGCUUCUCUUCUUCUGAUAAAUCCGAAGCUCCGGAAUUCAAUAAAGAUGGCGGCUUGGACAAUAGGAUCUCUGUCUCUCCGUAUCUUCAGCAGUUUGCCUCCUCUUAUAGUAGAGAUGCAGGAUAUGGCGCAGGAGGAGGUGUGAUGAACACAAACAUGCAUGGGAAUUCCACAGGGGUUAGAGGACCUUUCACAUUGACGCAGUGGGCAGAGUUAGAGCAACAGGCUUUGAUCUACAAGUACAUCACAGCUAAUGUCCCCGUUCCUUCUAGUUUGCUUCUCCCCCUCAAGAAGUCCUUUUACCCCUACGCCCUUGGUUCCUUUCCUCCCAAUUCCUUCGGAUGGGGAGGCGCUUUCCAUCUCGGUUUCUCAGGCGGCAGCAUGGAUCCUGAGCCAGGGAGAUGCCGAAGGACGGAUGGGAAGAAAUGGCGGUGCUCGAGGGACGCUGUCCCGGACCAAAAGUACUGUGAGAGACACAUAAACCGAGGCCGCCAUCGUUCAAGAAAGCAUGUGGAAGGCCAUUCUGGCCACACUCCUGCUGCUGGUUCCACCGCCGCUUCCAAGGUGGUGACACCAAAGCCAUCAUCUGAUGUGGUGGCUCUUGCAUCAGACUCCCUUUCUAUUGGAGGCCAUUCCAAUCCUUCUCCUGAUUCUUUUCCUAACAGAGUUCAAAAUUUGCGGGGAGUAUCGUCUGUGUUUCCUUCGACGAUGAGCUUGCAACCCAAGGAACCACCUUUGGCUCAUCAAAAACAGGAAAACCCUUUUGAAUUUGGGAUAAUCUCCUCUGAUUCCCUCCUGAAUCCGCCGCAGAAAUCUUCCUACAUGAACUCUGCUGAAAGCAUUGGCUCUGACAUGGACUUUAGCAGCCAAGAAAAACAUCCCAGCGAUCCAAACAUUGUCUCAUGGCCCAGAGAGCUGAAAUCGGAUUGGACUCAGCUUUCAAUGUCCAUCCCUAUGGCUUCCACAGAGUUAGAAUCGUCCGCUCAAGACAAACUCGCGCUGUCGCCUCUAAGGUUGACCCGUGAGUUUGACCCGACAAUCCAGAUGGGUUUAGGCGUCAACACGGGGAUUCUUGAACAGGCCAAGAAGGCGAAGAAUUGGAUACCAGUCUCGUGGGGAAGUUCAUUGGGCGGUCCGCUCGGGGAAAUGCUGAACAGCCCGAAGUUGGGAUCUUCCCCGACAGGAGUGUUGCAGAAGUCCACGUUCUGUUCUCUCUCCAACGGCAGCUCCGGCAGCAGCCCUGUGAACAAGAAUGGCGCAGGAGUCGGCCUGUGCGAGGAUUUGCUCGGCCCCACUCUGCUGAGUUCCUCCUCAGCCCCAUCUAUGUAAUGACGAGACAGCAAGUAAGCAAACCGCCAUGGCCAUGAUGGUGGAAGUUUCUGUUCUUCCUGUAUUUGUAAACUAAGGGAGAGAGGAGAGGAGACAAUGGGCUCUGUAAUGUUUUGUUCGUUCUGCAUCUUUCUAACGUUUCCAAUUUUCCAAAUCCAUGGAUUUGUGGGGGUAUGAACAUGUUAUCACGUGUAUUCGUGCCAUCACCUGAUUUUGCUGUCUUUAAAGCCUUCUACUUGUUGGUA
Molecule: messenger RNA, 2033 nt
Organism: Tarenaya hassleriana
Lineage: Eukaryota; Viridiplantae; Streptophyta; Magnoliopsida; Brassicales; Cleomaceae
Product: growth-regulating factor 1
Exons: 4
Coding region: 205-1788 (527 amino acids)
Biological process (GO): developmental process; DNA-templated transcription; regulation of DNA-templated transcription
Cellular component (GO): nucleus
Molecular function (GO): ATP binding
Source: RefSeq, a predicted model, not a curated record